Suillus paluster is the source of this 349-nucleotide messenger RNA. RefSeq lists its product as uncharacterized. The coding region runs from base 1 to 318 and encodes 105 amino acids. The record is from RefSeq and is a predicted model, not a curated record. NCBI's taxonomy places the organism in Eukaryota, Fungi, Basidiomycota, Agaricomycetes, Boletales, Suillaceae. The transcript has 5 exons.
AUGACUUCAAUAAGUCAAGAUCUUAUUUUUGCCUCUCUUCUCUUCUUCUUGCUUCUCUAUCCUUCUCUUGGUGUUGAUGUUGUUGGUGCUGGUACUGGUGCUGGUGCUUUGAACUCUGCUCUCUUCCCUCCUGCUCCUCCUCCCCCCAACUAUUUUCGCAUUUUUGACCAUUUGGCAAGUCUUUUCUCUGACUCUCACUUCCUCCUGUCUGAUCCUCUCCUUCUAGCUCCCUUCCCUCCUCUUCCCUCAAGAAUUUUCGCAAUUUUCACUAUUUGUUCUCUUGCCUCUUCCUCCUUUAUUAGUUUACAUGUAUUGUAGUAGUUGAAAUAUAAUUUGGAAUUUUCGCUUU